Molecule: messenger RNA, 371 nt
Organism: Eurytemora carolleeae
Lineage: Eukaryota; Metazoa; Arthropoda; Copepoda; Calanoida; Temoridae
Exons: 2
Coding region: 45-356 (103 amino acids)
Source: RefSeq, a predicted model, not a curated record
AAUCCUCUGAGCAGUGAACAAGUCAUGUGAUCUCCGACCUCAAUAUGAAGGUUGAGGUUGUCCUCCUGUACCUCUGCUCCAACCUUCUCUUCUCCUGGUCCUCCUCCUCCACCCUGCUCAAGGAGAAGCAGGUUGAUGUUUACAAACAUUACAGUUUUGAGGAUAUCUGCCGAACUGAUGGAACUAAGCGUCAGCUGUUCAUCGGCACUGACGUCAGUAUCUUCACCUUCAACUCCUCAACCCUCCUGGAGCCCAUCUUUAAAUGUCACGUGGAGCUGGAGGUUCAAAACUCAAACUAUGGAUUCUCUGUGUUUAUAGGUCAGGAGAAACAAGCGAAAUUUUUUUAUCCAUUUUGAAAAAAUAAGACCCUU